Molecule: messenger RNA, 2619 nt
Organism: Diorhabda carinulata
Lineage: Eukaryota; Metazoa; Arthropoda; Insecta; Coleoptera; Chrysomelidae
Product: zinc finger protein OZF-like
Exons: 2
Coding region: 102-1667 (521 amino acids)
Biological process (GO): regulation of transcription by RNA polymerase II
Cellular component (GO): nucleus
Molecular function (GO): RNA polymerase II transcription regulatory region sequence-specific DNA binding; DNA-binding transcription factor activity, RNA polymerase II-specific
Source: RefSeq, a predicted model, not a curated record
GCUACUUAUACACUUAGACUAUAUUAUAAAUAUAGAAGAAGAAUGUAUAUUUAAUAUGAAUUAUGUAUUGCUCAGUUUGAUAAAAUCCAAACAGUAUUGAUAUGGAGCAAAAAGUAAUUAAGCACGAAAUCGAGAUUGACGAUGAUUUUAUUUGGAAUACGAAUGUUAAACAAGAAGCGAGUGUUGAAAUGCCUCAUGCUGCUUUUACAAAUAUGAAUACAAGUACUAUGCAUCCUAUUAAACAAGAAAUAUGUGACGACCUGAAAACAACUCAAGGACAUGAAGAAUCUAUGGUCACUGUGAAAGCAGAGGGAAGCUGUAAUACGGUUGAUAAAUUCAACAUUCAAAACAAAAUGGAAUACAUGGGAAUAAAAAAUAGAAAACCAAUUAAAUCACAAAGGCUGUUAAAAAAUGGAAAACAACUGAAUCUGAAUAUGAUUGGAGGGAUUAUAAUCUGUAAGCUGUGUGGAAAAUUAUAUACGAAACAAAUGGAAUUCUCUUGGCAUCUUUGUACAUGUCUUUGUAUGAAACAGAAAUUUUACCAGAAAAAUAAAUGUAAAAAAAUGCGAAAAACAGACCCUAACAGAAAUCUUAACAAGAAUAGGAAAAAUGAAAUUGAAAUAGUUGAAAAUGGUUGGGAAAAAAAAGAAGAUAAUAGAUUUGCUAAUAAUAUUGAUUCAAGUUUAGGUCAGAAAUUGAAGAGAAAUGAUUUAAACACAAGAAAUAAAUUAUUCAAAUGUGACAUUUGCUCAAAAACUUUGUCACGAAAAAGUAAUUUGAACAGACAUUUACUUAUUCAUACAGGAAAAAGGCCUUUUAAAUGUGGCAUAUGUUCAAAAUGGUUCUUACAGAAACGUCAUUUGAACACACAUUUGCGAAGGCACACAGAAGAAAAGCCAUUUAAAUGUGAAAUUUGCUCAAAAACUUUUCCACGGAAAAGUAAUUUAAACAGACAUUUAUUUAUUCAUACAGGAGAAAGACCUUUUAAAUGUGAUAUUUGUUCGAAAUCGUUUUCAGAGAAACGUAAGUUGAGUAUACAUUUGCGUAUACACACAGGAGAAAAACCAUUUAAAUGUGAAAUUUGUUUAAAAACUUUUUCGCAAAAAAACAGUUUAAACGUACAUUUGCCAAAGCAUUCUGGAGAAAAACCGUUCCAAUGUGAUAUUUGCUUUAAAUCAUUUCCUUAUAAAAAUUAUUCAACUAUACAUAUGCGUAUUCACACAGGAGAGAAGCCUUACAAAUGUGACAUCUGUUCAAAAGCUUUCUCAAACAAAUAUCGUAUGAAAAUGCAUUUUCUUAGUCACUCUGAAGAAAAGCCAUACAAAUGUGAUAUUUGUUCAAAAGCUUUCUUACUUAAAUAUAGUAUGAAAAUGCACUUGCUUAGUCAUUCCGAUGAAAAGCCAUACAAAUGUGAUAUUUGUUCGAAAACUUUCUCAUACAAAUCUGGUAUGAAAAGUCAUUUUUGUAGUCACUCAAAAGAAAAACCAUUCAAGUGUGACAUUUGUUCAAAAACUUAUUCACAUAAAAAAACUUUAAAUUUACAUAUGCUUAAUCAUACGGGUGAAAAACCAUUCAAAUGUCACAUUUGUUUGGAUUCGUUUAUAAAAAAAUAUAGUUUGGAAAUACACUCUCGCAUUCAUACUCUAAUAAAACCAAUUCAAAAGUGACAUACAGGGUCUUUAUCAAUUAAUGUAUUCAGUUAAAACGCAUUUUGAUCGAAAUGGCAUUAAUUUUCGUAACCCAUCGACAGAUUUUUUUAACUGUUGGUGCGUUUUGUUUGAUUUGUUGUAUUGAAAUGUAAAAAAAUUGAAAAAAAAAUUGCAAUGUGAAAAAAAAACAUUUAUUUUAUAUAUAUUUGUAACAGCCAUCAUUUUGUUUUUUUUUUUAUAUUUAUUCCAAGGUGGUAAAUUACGAUCUAAGCUACUUUUCUCAUAAAACUUUUUGAAUUUUUCAUUUCGUAUUUACCAAAUCGAGAUUAUCUCAGCGCAGUAGGAGGCUAUCAUUUUCGAAGUCUCGCUCUUUAUAAAAUAAUGUUGAAGAAAAAAAAUGUAACACUAUAUUAAAAAAAUAGUAAACAAAAAGUUUUUUCUGGAAUUAUAAUAAAGAAAACGAGAAAAAAAAUAUUUAAUUAUGCAUCAUUUUUCACCUUUAUAACCUGUACCCUUAACUUCCUUCUAUCUAUUACAAUUAUCUAACCUCAUAAUUUUUAACUUUUCUUUCAAUUUGCUAUCAUCAGAUUUUCCUAAAUUUAUUUCUGAUUCCACUUCCAUUUUUUCUAAAAAAUUUACUACAACUGAAUUUAAUGAUUCAAUGUUAAAAAGUUCAAAAAUAUAAACUUGAAGGGAUCCUCAUUUGAAUUUAUUAUUGUGGUUAUUGCAAAAUUAUUUACUAUAUUUACUAAUGCUUUUGAUGUUUCAACACUAUUCCUUAACUUUUCGUAAUCUAAUAUCCAAUUGCCAUUUUUCUAAUUAACUAGCUGCCCCGACAGUUGUUAUUCUGCAUUAACGAUGAAUAUUGACUUCAAAUUGGUUUUAAAACCAAAAACUUAAAAAUUAUUCCAAAAAAACAUUUAAAAUUUUUUUUGAUACAUCUCAAAAUCUACCUAUAAGUCGUUCAAAA